Messenger RNA from Neurospora crassa OR74A, 1210 nucleotides. RefSeq lists its product as hypothetical. The coding region runs from base 537 to 704 and encodes 55 amino acids. The record is from RefSeq and is a predicted model, not a curated record. Lineage: Eukaryota; Fungi; Ascomycota; Sordariomycetes; Sordariales; Sordariaceae. The transcript is spliced from 2 exons.
ACAGAGCUGAGUGAUCACUGGGCUAGGUUGUGUUUCUUACCUUACCCGACACACACAACACUUGCAAACGGGCACACACACGCACUCUCCACCACAUCUCAGACAUUUCGAUACCCCCCCGGCUGGCCGAUCGAACACUGCCUGGCUGCGCCUGUUCGCCUUACCCAAGAUCACCAACCCACAGAAGGUUUCGUUUGGACCGAGACGGACUAAUUCCCAGCGUCUCCCACCCUCUUCUCUGGCCGGUCGAACUUUUCUUCGCUUCUUUCUCCUCGCUUGCGACGAACUGAAAAAAAAAAACGAAUCUUUCCUCAAUCAAGCAAGGAAGAAGAUUUUCCAUUUCCAUUGCCAUCCAGUGGUCACUUCAAGUCGACAUCACCACCAACUGUUACCUACUUCUACCCAAACAGCAGUUGAUCAGCAAUCGCUAAACUGCAAACAAGUCAACCAAAUCCAACCAAUCAAGAUCACCACGGCUACUACUCCAGUCACUCGCCAAUCGGUCAAAGGCAACGCAACAAAGCGAAGCAUCCAAAAUGUGCGGCACCAAGAUCUCGUACGCGUGCUCGACCACGCUCAUUUCGCAGUCGACCACAUGCUCCUGCGCAAAGGUCAUCGCCUGUGGCAAGAGCACACUGUACUGCGGCACUUGCAGCCACCCUCGGUGUAAGGAACUCCGAAGCGAGAGUUCGGUAAGGGUAUAGGAGUAAUGUAACGGCGGGCCCGAAUUUCCCACCACGAGUCUUGAGUUCUGGGGACUCGGCUCGUCAUCGAAUCUACAAAAAGCAGAACUCCUGGCCGGUACCAGAACAAGCUAGAACACAGACGAGACAAGAAGAAAAAGAGGGCUGAGAGAGCCAGAGCAAGCACACAAGCUAGCAAGCAUGGAGGAGGAAGAGGAGAAGCAGAACUGGAGGCCAACCUAACCCAAGAGAUGAACACGGUGGCACAAACGGGGCGAAUUGUGUAGGAUACAGCAAGAAGCAUCACAAGCAAGCAGUAGCAGUAGCACGAUAGAUGCGCUGCACGGCGGUCAUCGAGGUCAGGAAGAGGCACGAAGCCCACCGGCUCGGAACAAGACCAAAAAUAUGGAUGGGUUUAACCUGGACGGACGGGCUGGCGGAACGGACGGGCGGACGGGCUGGCGGAUUAUACCUUGGGGCGCUCGGGAUACAUUUGUUAUGGGCAUUUUGCAAUUUGCAAUGCCAUC